Messenger RNA from Aspergillus tanneri, 966 nucleotides. RefSeq names its product carbon-nitrogen hydrolase family protein. Bases 1 to 966 code for a protein of 321 amino acids. NCBI's taxonomy places the organism in Eukaryota, Fungi, Ascomycota, Eurotiomycetes, Eurotiales, Aspergillaceae. The record is from RefSeq and is a predicted model, not a curated record. Gene Ontology annotation, molecular function: catalytic activity. The transcript has 3 exons.
AUGACCAAAGUCCGUGUGGGCGCUGUGCAGGCUGAGCCUGGCUGGGUUGAUCUUGCUGCUAGUGUUGCAAAGACAAUUGCUCUGAUCAGGGAAGCUGGCAAGAAGGGAAUCAAUGUUCUAGGAUUCCCAGAAGUAUGGAUACCGGGAUACCUAUGGACGAUGUGGACCGGAAGUGUGAUUGAUAACGUUGAGUUGAUGCAUAAAUACAUGGCUAAUUCUCUCUCGCGGGACUCCCCAGAAAUGGAUGCUAUCCGUGGAGUUGUCAAGGAGGCAGGUAUAUUUAUCGUCCUAGGGUAUAGUGAGCGCGACGGUGGCAGUCUGUACAUGGCACAAUCAUUUAUUAACCCUGACGGAGAUAUUGUGCGUCAUCGACGCAAAGUCAAACCCACCCAUGUGGAGCGAUCUAUCUGGGGUGAGGGGCAAGCUGAAUCGCUACAGACAGUAGUUGACUCCCCUUUUGGUCGCAUCGGAGGUCUGAACUGCUGGGAACAUCUACAGCCCUUACUGCGGUUUUAUGAGUAUUCCCAGGGUGUGCAAAUCCACGUGGCUAGUUGGCCUGCCGAGUUUCCGGAACCAAAAGGGAUCAAAUGGCCUUUCCAUGAGACGGACGUGGCAAGUCGAAAUGCUAGUCAGUUCUUUGCGAUUGAGGGGCAGGCGUUUGUGUUAGUAUGUACGCAGGUGGUCAAGAAGGAGAGCCUAGAGAAGCAGAACUUGGUUGAAGGGGGUAUCAUCCAAACUCCGAGCGGAGGGUUCUCCAUGAUCUUUGGACCGGACGGUGCUCCUCUUGUGGACACCCCCCCAGCAGGUGAAGAAUGCAUACUGCAGGCAGAUAUUGACCUCCAGGAUAUUGAUUACGCUAAAGCGAUGAUUGAUACUGUAGGGCAUUAUUCACGUCCUGAUUUACUCUCUCUGAGGGUAAACACUGAACCUGCCAAAUGUGUCCGGAAGAGUCCAGGGGAUAAUUAG